GUGGUUAAUGAUACAAUUGCAGAUAUGUUAACACGUAUUCGUAAUGCAAAUUUAGCAAAACAUCAAAUUGUUCAAGUUCCUGCAACUAAAAUGACACGAAAUAUUAUAAAAGUUUUGCAAGAAGAAGGAUUUGUAUAUGAGUUUGAAGAAAUUGGAGAUCAAUUAAGAAAUUAUUUACUGAUAUCUUUAAAAUACAAAGGAGAUAAAAAGCUACCUGUAAUUACAGCUCUAAAAAGAGUAAGUAAGCCUGGGUUAAGAGUAUAUGCUAACUAUAAAGAAUUGCCUAAAGUUUUAGGAGGAAUUGGAAUAGCGAUUAUUUCAACUUCAAAAGGUGUAAUGACGGAUCGUCAAGCCAGGUAUAAUGGAUUGGGCGGAGAAGUUUUAUGUUAUAUAUGGUAA
Molecule: messenger RNA, 399 nt
Organism: Chondrus crispus (carragheen)
Lineage: Eukaryota; Rhodophyta; Florideophyceae; Gigartinales; Gigartinaceae
Source: the annotation of a RefSeq genome assembly